Capronia coronata CBS 617.96 is the source of this 1206-nucleotide messenger RNA. RefSeq lists its product as uncharacterized. Gene Ontology annotation, molecular function: metallopeptidase activity. The record is from RefSeq and is a predicted model, not a curated record. The coding region runs from base 1 to 1206 and encodes 401 amino acids. The transcript is spliced from 2 exons. NCBI's taxonomy places the organism in Eukaryota, Fungi, Ascomycota, Eurotiomycetes, Chaetothyriales, Herpotrichiellaceae.
AUGGUUUCCAAGAGAGCACCAUCCAUCCGAACGAGCAUUCUUCUACUAACGCUAGCUCUGACUCGGUCCAGUCAUGCCCGCGUCCCGAAAUACAAGCCGAUCAGCCGUUCCUGCGGCGUCGCCUCUCCAUCGACCGAACUCCAAGAUUCCCAUCGCUGGCUCCAGCACAACGAAGCACUAGACAACGACCUAUGGAACGCCUCAAGCGUGCAGCAACGACAUAUUGAACAUCAUCAUCAUGGAUCCCAUCCCUUUGGCGAAUCCUUGUCGUCUUCCAAUGCGUCUGAAUCCGAUCGACGCCGACAAGCGCUUCCUUCUCCAUCUCCCCUCUACGUCGUCGACACAUACAUCCACAUCGUCGCCGACAGCUCCUCAGCCUCCGCCUCGUCCCCAAAAUACGUGACCGACACAAUGAUCAGCCAACAAUUCGCCUACCUCGCCCACGCCUACACCAACGCCUCCAUCGGCUACCGCCUGCUCGGCAUCUCGCGCUCGACCAACGACACCUGGGCCGCCAACGGCGACGACGCGGGCAUGAAACGCGCCCUGCGCCGCGGCACGUAUUCCUCGCUCAAUAUCUAUUAUCAGUCGCUGUUGCAGGCUGGGGCGAACACGCCGGGCAUUCCUGCUGGGUCGACGUUGUUGGGGUUCUGUAGUUUGCCGGCGGCUGGAGUCACUUCUGGAGGGACGACAGGAGGAGGAAGCAUCUCUGGAGGAUCAACAGGAGUGGGAAACACCACACCAGGAACAGGAACACCCACUCCUCCAAAUAGUAGAUAUAUUCUCGACGGAUGUAAUGUUCUGUCGGGAACCAUGCCGGGAGGGAACAUGGUCGGAUAUAAUCUGGGAGGCACGACUGCUCAUGAAGUCGGCCAUUGGAAUGGAUUGUUGCAUACGUUCAAUGGGAACAGUUGUGCGCAAGAUGAUUUUGGGGAUUAUGUGGCGGAUACGCCGCAGGAGAUGACGAGUACCAAUAGAUGUCCAGUCUACAAAGACAGUUGCCCGUCCUCUGGCGUCUCUUCGACCACUUAUAACGGCGGCCCAGGUCAGACAGGCGCCAACCCUUACGGACCACAGGGAUAUAGUGGUCCGGAUCCGAUCCACAAUUUCAUGGAUUAUAGCGACGAUGUGUGUUAUCAGGGGUUCACGCCGGGGCAGGGGGCUAGGAUGUUGAAUAUCUGGCAGAUUUAUCGGGAGGGGUUGUGA